Messenger RNA from Quercus robur (English oak), 791 nucleotides. Its product is annotated as SKP1-like protein 1A. The coding region runs from base 39 to 593 and encodes 184 amino acids. Gene Ontology annotation, biological process: SCF-dependent proteasomal ubiquitin-dependent protein catabolic process. Gene Ontology annotation, molecular function: cullin family protein binding. Lineage: Eukaryota; Viridiplantae; Streptophyta; Magnoliopsida; Fagales; Fagaceae. Gene Ontology annotation, cellular component: cytoplasm; nucleus. The record is from RefSeq and is a predicted model, not a curated record. The transcript has a single exon.
UACUACUACAACAGCAACGAAUCCCUCUCUCUUCAACAAUGUCGAACACUAGCGAAAACCCAAAACCCAGUUCAUCUUCAGCCAAAAUGACCCUAAAAACCUCAGACAACGAACUAUUCGAGGUUGAAGAAGCCGUGGCCAUGAAAUUCUGCACCGUCAAGCAAUACUUUGAAGACGAGAAAGACAGCGAUGUGGCCGCGCGUGGCUCCACCACCGUCAUCCCUCUCCCGAACGUUCACAGUGCCGUCCUCGCCACGCUCAUCUCCUACGGCAAGAAACUUCCCCAGAGCAAUGCCGUCGCAGACAACCAUGAGGAGGAAGAGACGAAGAAGAAAGAGAGGAAGAAAUACGAGCAAGGGUUGUUAAAGAACCUGAUGCCUGGGGAACUCCUAGACCUAAUAUCUGCUGCUAACUAUUUGGACUUCAAGGAAGGGCUGGAGUUCUUCAACCAGGCCUUGGCUGAUCACAUCCAGAACAAGAGCGUUGAGUAUGUUCGGAAGUUCUUUGGUAUCAAGAACGAUUACGAGCCCCACGAGGAGGAGAAGUAUCGCGAAGAGUAUGCUUGGGCUUUCGAGGGAGUCGAUGAGGAUUAGUUGAUUAAUACUCUUAUUCCUAAUCAGUAUCUUGUUAGAGUUCUUUAACUUUACUACUUUGUUAAGAAUUUCUGGGCAUGUUUUUUCUUUUCUUGUUUUUCUUGGUUCUUGUUGUUUUUCGUCUUUAUUUUUAGGUUUAGUUGUGAUGGAUUGGUUUAUGGAUUAUGGUAUGGUUCACGUUAGUUUACUGGUUUUUAA